AUGGAUAUCCUAAAAGACAGCAACUUGACCAUCGCAGAAGGCAAAGAAGAGACAGUUAAUCCAAUUAAAGAACCUGUGCAAAUCAUUGCCACGGCUGGAACAUGGGACAGUAAUUCAGCUUCCUACCUAGGCUGCAGUGUAUUUGUGGACCAGAGCAAAAUCCCCAAACUGAAUGAUCAUCAGGACUCUCACGAGCAGUUCCUUGGCAAGUCUAGGAAAGAGCUGAAGAAGCUAGCAAGGGAAGGAUAUUGGGCUGGAAGCCAUUCCCUGAGAGCCAAGGCUUACCAGCACAUUAUCCAAGAUAUACCAUGCCGGCUAAUGACUCCCGAUGCCUUCGUCUACCAAGAUGUGGCCAGCAAGUUAUUCGGAAACCAGAGUGAAAGUUUUGAUCCCUUGCCUGAAUUCCUGUCAGGAAGCAUCAUGCCUGAAUACUGCCUCACUCCAGAAGGGAUAACGGCUUUGAAGAAAAUACUUAUCUGCAUUUCCAGUCUCUACCCUGAGAUUACUUACAGUCCUUUGCUCCCAGCUGUGACUGCUCUGUUGCUCCAUUAUAGCCAAGACGAGGCCCAAUGCUUUGAGCUUACUUGCCGACUCCUCUACUCCAAGGCUCCUCACACCACCUACAUAGACCAGUUUUUCCUGGCUCACAAGGCCUCCUGUAUGACCUUCGGGGACUUAGCCAAUAAGCACUGCCCAGCUGCCCAUCAACUGAUAGCAAGUUUAUCAGACAUCUUUGAGGUGUACUCUGAGUGGCUGGUGUGGCUCUUUGAUGAUCUUCCUUUUAAUUAUGUCAUUCGCAUCUUCGAUGUGUAUCUCUUAGAGGGGCAAAAAGUCCUUUACCGCAUUGCUCUGGCACUGCUGAAGCAAUACCGGCUCUUUAUGACCUCAAGAGGACAAGAGGUGGUUGACAUCAAGGGAAGCUUGCAGGCUUUCCUGUGGGAUAUUCAGGAAUACUUGGCGGCUGACAAGCUUUUAGAGAAAGCAUUUGGCAUCCGACUUUUCUCCCGCAAAGAAAUCUGGCUUCUUCAAAUGGCUAACCGGAAGGCUCUGAUGGAUAAAGGAGUAACAAUGGUGCAUCACAGACAACCAUUCCAUCUCAUUGUGAAUGCACAUAAUUUUAGUUCCACUAUUGUUAAAGCUCAAGAAAUGCGCAUUGUGUGGUCCUGGAUCCCCGAACGAUUUUCUUUAUACCCACCUGUUCUUUUAUUCUCAACUUCUGAAAAUGGAUACAGUUUGCAAAGGUUUUAUUCCUGCUGUGAAGGCUAUGAGCCAACUUUACUAUUGUUAAAAAACACACUGGGAGAAGUAUGUGGAGCAUUUCUUUCCUCUGACUGGAAUGAAAGGAAAAAAAGGGGAGGAACAGCAAGCUUCUUUGGAACAGGAGAAUGCUUUAUUUUUACAGUGCAUCCUAAAAUGGAGCGAUACGAAUGGGUCUUCAUCAAGAAGCCAGAACAAGCUAAAGCGCUACCUUGCCCCCAACGCCCGCGUUCUCCGUCUCCCUUUUCUUUGGAGAGUCACAGAACAACCAGCUCAAAUUAUCUCACUGUGCCAAAGUUAGAAACAAUUAAAUACCGUCUCUCUCCCUUCCUGGCAGUUAGACACUUCAAGUUGCCCUCCAAAACAGCCUCCAUGUUCAUGUCUGGAAGCCAGGAAGGAAUCGUCAUAGGGGGUGGCGGAGGCCAGGCUUUAUAUAUUGAUGCUAAUCUGAAUCAUGGAAGAACAGAACACUGUGAAACUUUUGACAACCCUCCUCUCUGCCAACAAAACUUCCAGGUCCAGCUACUAGAAGUGUGGGGAUUUCAAAACUCCUGA
Molecule: messenger RNA, 1812 nt
Organism: Pseudonaja textilis
Lineage: Eukaryota; Metazoa; Chordata; Lepidosauria; Squamata; Elapidae
Product: TBC1 domain family member 24-like
Source: RefSeq, a predicted model, not a curated record